Drosophila virilis is the source of this 2987-nucleotide messenger RNA. It is a transcript of the gene Gclc, whose product is annotated as glutamate--cysteine ligase. Gene Ontology annotation, biological process: glutathione biosynthetic process. The record is from RefSeq and is a predicted model, not a curated record. Lineage: Eukaryota; Metazoa; Arthropoda; Insecta; Diptera; Drosophilidae. Gene Ontology annotation, cellular component: glutamate-cysteine ligase complex. Gene Ontology annotation, molecular function: glutamate-cysteine ligase activity.
UAGUUUGUUUUUUUUUUUUUUUUGGAAUUUUUGUGUUAAAUAGCGCUGUCGUUCUCACGCUGGCAAUUAGAAGUUAACAACUAUUUAUAUAGCAGAAACCGAAUCGUUAUUGCCGCCGUUCAAAAUUGAGUUUCAAGUGAAAUUUCUAGUUAAUAACAUUGUGUGCAUUUUUGUGGAAUUGUGAAAUUGUUGGUGGCGGCAACAGACAUCGGAUCGGAAAAGCGAAUUAUAAGCCCAUAUUGUGAAAUCGUGGCAAAACAAUCAACUUAAGUAAACCACACAAGAACACAAACCGAAGUGCAAAUUACAACAACAACAACAACAUCUACAAUUACAACAGGAGCAGCGAAAAAUCGGAAGAAAAAAAACUAAAGAGAAGUUCGUUAAAUUGACGUUGGUCAGUUGAGUUUGUCGUUUGGUUACACAACCAACAACAACAACAAAAAUAAAUUCUGAAUCGGCAUUCGAAAUCAGAAUCAAAACGUGUGUGAAAAACAUCAGCACGCGGUCACACACAGACACACACUUACACACAGACACACACUUACACACAAACACACGGCACACAGAGACAGCGUCAGCGAGAGCGUGCAAAAGAGACAGCGUCAGCAGCGCAGACAGUAAGAGCGAGGGCAGCAGCACCAACAACAAACAGGUCAUUUUUGUUUGUGCAACCGUCGCCGUCGCCGCUAGGCAUUCUCUCUCUCGCUCUUCAUAUAAUCCAAACGGCGAGAGCAACAGCUGAGCAGCAUCCAACAAGAAGCCGCAAAAUUCUGAUUGGAGCGCACGCGUUUGUUGCUUUUAUCAUUGUUCUACAGCAUUUACCGCAAUGGGCCUAUUAAGCGAGGGCAACCCACUCUCCUGGGAGGAGACCAAAAAACUGGCAAAUCAUGUACGAGAGCAUGGCAUCAAUCAGUUCAUAAAUCUGUAUCACAGACUCAAGGAUCGCCAGGGCGAUAUACUCAAAUGGGGCGAUGAGGUCGAAUAUAUAAUUGUCAAGUUCGAUGAUGACCAAAAGGUGGCACGUGUCGCACUCAAGGCCAAGGAUCUGCUGGCGAAGCUCAAUGAAAAGGAACUGGCCGAUCCGAAGGGCGUGAAAUCGUUGUGGCGUCCCGAAUAUGGCGCCUACAUGAUCGAGGGCACGCCGGGCAAACCUUUUGGCGGCCUUAUGGCCCACUUCAAUCUGGUCGAGGCGAAUAUGCGCUAUCGUCGCGAAGAGGUCACCGAGCUGCUGGCCAGCGAUGAGUGUGUGAUGUCCAUUACAAAUUUUCCACGUCUUGGUGCGCCAAACUUUACGUAUCCAUUGUAUCAGCCCCGGCCCGAGGAUCCGCUUAGCGCUGCGCGUUCCCUCUACUUUCCGGACGAGGCCAUCUUUCCGGGCCAUCCACGCUUCAAGACGCUCACGCGCAACAUACGCAUGCGACGCGGCGAGAAGGUCUCCAUCAAGCUGAAGGUCUUCAAGGAUGUGAACACAAAGCUGCCCGUCGAGGGUGCACCGCCCGGUGAGCCGGAUGUUGUGCUGCUGGAUGCCAUGGGCUUUGGCAUGGGCUGUUGCUGCCUCCAGUUGACAUUUCAGGCGUGCAACAUAACGGAGGCACGUCGUCUUUAUGAUCAACUGGCGCCGCUCUGCCCGAUCAUGUUGGCAUUGACUGCCGCCUCGCCGGUUUAUCGAGGCUAUCUAACCGAAUCGGAUUGCCGCUGGAAUGUGAUCAGCUCCUCGGUGGAUUGCCGCACAUUGGAGGAGCGCGGCCUUGAGCCGCUAACAAAUAGUAAAUUUCAUAUUGCCAAGUCGCGUUACGAUUCUAUCGAUUCGUAUCUGUCACCGGAGGGCGCCAAAUACAAUGAUGUGAAGCUUACGUACGAUGAGGAGGUUUACAAGCGUUUAAUCGAGGGCGGCAUCGAUCAUCUGUUGGCCCAGCAUGUGGCCCAUCUGUUCAUUAGGGACACUGUGUCCCUGUUCAGCGAGAAGGUCCAUCAGAAUGAUAAAGAGGACACAGAUCAUUUUGAGAACAUUCAAUCGACAAAUUGGCAAACGAUGCGCUUCAAGCCGCCGCCACCGAAUAGCUCGAUUGGCUGGCGUGUCGAGUUUCGUCCGUGCGAGGCGCAAAUCUCGGACUUCGAGAAUGCGGCCAUUGUUUGUUUUGUGGUGCUGCUCACGCGUGUCAUCUUAUCGUAUCAGCUCAAUUUCCUAACGCCCAUCAGCAAGGUCGACGAGAAUAUGCAGACGGCCCAGAAGCGUGACGCGUGCCGCAAGGAGAAAUUCUGGUUCCGCAAAUCGUCCAAGUCGACGGAACAGCGCGCCGCCUGUGUCCAGAUCAAUGGCACCUCGAGCGCCACAAAUGGCAGCAGCAGCGAUGAGGCCAGCAAUGCUGAGCCAACCCUCUACAAUGGCACCGCCAAGCUGAACGGACAUGGCAUUGGACUCAAUGGCAAUGGGAAUGUCAAGGCCAAUGGCACACACACUCAAAACGGUGCCGACAGCGAUCACACCGAUACGGAUGAUGAGGAGAACGAGCUGUUCCAGCUGCUGACCAUCAAUGAGAUCUUCAAUGGCAAGCCUGGUGUAUUUCCUGGCCUGGUGCCGCUAAUACGCAGCUAUCUGCAGUCCAUGGAGGUGGACACGGACACGCACUGCACCAUUGAACAGUAUCUGCGCUUCAUACAGAAGCGCGCCGCCGGCGAGCUAAUUACAACGGCCACCUGGAUACGCGAGCAGGUGCUCAGCCAUCCGGACUACAAAAAAGAUUCGGUGGUUAGCGAGCGAAUUAACUAUGAUCUGCUCAAGUGCAUACAGCGCAUACAGGAGGGCAAGCAUGUGGAGCCGGCGCUGCUUGGCCAGGGCAAUCAUUCCAAGACGAAAGAUUUCAUUCCGCCCGCACUCCAGAAGCAGCUGGCCAAGACUGGCUGCUGUGAGGACAAAUGAUUGCGCUGAUAUAGCUCAAGCACACACACUCGCGCACACACACACACACACACAACAACAACAA